GCUCCCGUGCCGUCACCGAGAGUCUCCCCACCGUAACCCCGCCGAGAAAGUUCCGCCUGCCGCUUGACUCCGGGGAUAUGUACGACCGCGGAGUGAAUCCUCCGGGUGCAGGAGCUUAUAUCCUUCUGCUCAAAAGCCUCCCUCGGCCUUCUGCGGAUGCAGAGCGGAUCCUCUGAAGCUGCAGCGUGGCAGAGUGAGGAUGAUCCUUUCCUUCACGCACAGAUACAGCUCAUCACUGGCAUUGUCGGCAACUGAGUCAGAUCGAUUGAUAGAUGUCCGUUAGAGUAGGAUAACAAAGCGUACAGUGCGCCAGAUUCCUUGAAGGUAUCCGUGGAUAGUUUCAUCAAAGGUUGAAGGUAGUUAAGGCUUUGGAACCAUGGCCUGGAAUUGCCGCCAAAUCUGGGCUCAUGUCUACUUGGAUUUACCGCUGCUCGUUCAAUUGUUCUUCUUCGUGCGUCCGCUACACGGGACACCGAUUUCACCCGGCACCAGCGAGACAAGCAUAACGUACACCAAUAUGAUCAACUCGGUGCUGGAGGGGUAUGACGCCCGUCUGAGGCCGCACUAUGCAGGGAAGGCGCUACGUGUGGGAGUCACCGUGGAUGUGUCCAGUUUCGAUCACUUUUCUGAUACCAACAUGGAGUACAACUUGACUUUCUACAUGCAUCAGUACUGGACGGACUACCGUCUGCAGCACACGUCCACCCUGAACCAGAACCUGACGUUACACGGCGCCAACGUGGACGUCAUCUGGGUCCCGGACACGUACUUCGUCAAUGCCAAGAGAAGUCUGUUUCACACGGUUACCACAGAGAACAGAGUCGUGUACAUCAACACUUCUGGAGGGGUCACGUACAUACUGAGGGUGUCUGCAGCUCUAGCGUGUAACAUGAACUUUGACACGUACCCGAUGGACGUCCAGAAAUGUGAACUGCAGGUCGGCAGCCAUGGCUACUCCGCCCGGGACCUGGUGUACUAUUGGAAAGACGGGCUCGACUCCGUGGAAGGCUUCAGUAACAGCUACCUACCGUAUUUCUCUAUACACAACAGGACUAUCACAGAAACAUCAGAUGAGUACGCAUACCUGUACUUCAGUUUUGAGUUGCACCGCAAGGUGGCGUACUUCAUGAUCCACACGUUCAUCCCGCCCAUCCUGAUCGUGAUCCUGUCCUGGGUGUCGUUCUGGGUGGAUCACCGCUCCGUUGCUGCGAGGGUGACGCUGGGCAUUACGACGGUCCUUUCCAUGACCAACAUCAUCAUGAACGACCCGACCACGACUUUGCCCAAGGUGUCCUACAGCAAGGCCAUCGACGUUUACCUUAUAUGGUGCUUCAUGUUCGUGUUCGCCGCUUUCCUGGAAUGUGCGGCGGUGACGUACAACUGUUACUACUGGGAGCUAAGGUUACAGAUCCCGUCUGGGCCGGACGGGAAGCCAUUAGAACCGCCGGACGAACCGCAGGAAAUGGAGGAGGCCAAGCCGAACGGGAAUGCCUCAUCACGACACAACGACGCGAGACAGAAAUCCGGGAAGACGAUAUUCCGUCGCAACCUGGAGAGACUAAGCCAGCGGCGGAAGCCCGCGAAGCAGUACAACGCGGUCAAAGACACGUUCUCCCGCAAGGUUCUGUACGGCCACACGGCGCCGAUAGACAGAUACGCCAGGGUCUUCUUCCCGGUGGCUUUCCUCAUACUCAACAUCGCCUACUGGAAUCUAUAUCUGCGAUAACUUCUAUUUUUGAAUUACGCGUUGACAUUGUAAAAUACAUUUCACCAAGUGAUGCCGUAUAUAGAAAUUAUAACUUUUGACAUUUCAAGAAUGCAGACGUAUCUGCUGCAUACAAAUGCAGUACAUGUAGAACAAAUAUAUGAAACAGCCUAAUAUCAAAGUAUACAUACAAUGUAUGCCGUCUGGUUUUUUUUAAUACCAACUAUGAAACUUACUAGCUUGUUGAAACUAGUGCAAGUGGAUAAGGACAAAAAAAGAUGGGCGGUGUAUCUAAAACAUGUUCCUAUAACAGAAUCUGAGAAUGAAACAAAAACUACUAUUUCACCACUUCGCUGCAAUAGAACAUUGUGCACGCACAUGUAGCUCUUAGGUGCCUAAAAGGACACAUCUUCAAGAACACGGGAUCACUGACUGUUUUUGUCAUGUCUUUGGGACCCUUGAUUCCAAAUAGAGACUACCACUGAACCAAGC
Messenger RNA from Branchiostoma belcheri (Belcher's lancelet), 2197 nucleotides. RefSeq names its product gamma-aminobutyric acid receptor subunit beta-like. The transcript has 9 exons. The record is from RefSeq and is a predicted model, not a curated record. Gene Ontology annotation, biological process: monoatomic ion transmembrane transport; chemical synaptic transmission; regulation of membrane potential. Gene Ontology annotation, cellular component: synapse; GABA-A receptor complex; neuron projection. Gene Ontology annotation, molecular function: GABA-A receptor activity; neurotransmitter receptor activity; extracellular ligand-gated monoatomic ion channel activity. The coding region runs from base 377 to 1726 and encodes 449 amino acids. Lineage: Eukaryota; Metazoa; Chordata; Leptocardii; Amphioxiformes; Branchiostomatidae.